Neurospora hispaniola is the source of this 1367-nucleotide messenger RNA. RefSeq lists its product as uncharacterized. The transcript is spliced from 3 exons. The coding region runs from base 333 to 1049 and encodes 238 amino acids. Lineage: Eukaryota; Fungi; Ascomycota; Sordariomycetes; Sordariales; Sordariaceae. The record is from RefSeq and is a predicted model, not a curated record.
GUCUUCAAGGUAUGAUGACAUGAGUUGAUUGCAUCAGGGUCCUUGACUUUUGCUCCGUUCCUUCGCGCUGUGACCCUGUUGAUGAUCUUGGGCUGUCUUGUGAACAUUACCUCCAUCCGGAAUUAUUGGCAAGGUUGGAUACCAAAUAUGCGUCAUGUCCUUUAAACCGGUAUCAACCUUUUCAAUAUUCUUUGGUCUCCUGUUCUAGCUGUUCUCUAGAAACUCAUUUGCAAAGUCAAAACACCUCUCUUUCCUUUCCCUUCUGUCUUUGUGACACCCCUACCAUAGCAACCUUGCGCAGGAAAUACCUCUACACAUUACCAGUAAAGAAGAUGGAUCCUACACCAAACAACAACGACCAGGCCCCAAAGCCAGAAGCUGCGGAGAAGAAGGAUGAACACACGGAACAAGCCCAGGAUGGAACAACGGGACCCAAUCCAGAGAUCAGCAACGUCAAAAAGAAUGACAACGACGAUGACGAGAAGCAGAACGACGAUAACAAUGAGAGGGAUAAUAACGAACAGAAAGAUGAUGAUGAGGAUGAUGAUGACGACGACAGGUCUGAAAACGAUUCCGAGGCAGAGGAAGAGGAAGAGGAAGAGAAAGAGAAAGCAGGUGGCAGUGCUAAAAAGCACGCCGCUACCGUUGAAGAGUCUUCCUCGGAAUCUCAGCCUUCCACGCCCAAGGACGAGGAAGCUCCGCAGCCCAAGUUCAUGCGCGACGAAAACAAGAGGAAGAAGAAGAACCGCAACCAGGAGGUCGCUGAAAGGCCUCGUCGCCGUCGCCGUCCCCGCUUCGCCGACCAAGAGGAUUCCGAAGAAGAAGAGCCAAAGUCGUACCGCCAGAGGCAAGCGCUGCAGCAGCAGAAACAGCAAAACCAGAUGAUGUUGAUGCAGCAACAACAACAACAACAGCAGAUGCAGCAAAGCGGCGGUGGCAAUGGAGGCAAGAACCCACUCAGGCUGAGAUUAGACCUCAAUUUAGAGGUGGAAAUCGAGUUGAAGGCGCACAUUCAUGGUGAUGUAACGCUGGCUCUGCUUGACGGUUAGAAACGAUCCUAAUAUAUGCGUUGCCUUUUUUUUUUCUUUUUUCGGUGGCGUUCGGAGCGCAUCAAUGUGUAUAUGACGGAUAUAAUGAUCUUGGCAUCGGUCGUCCAUUGACAGGACGGUAUACGGUUUCAAGUUUACUGUGAUAUACAGCGCAUGGAAGGCUGCUCGCUGUAUCGAGUGGUUUCAAUGUGGUCAUGAUGCUGGAAGUUCUUUGGCUCUUUGUACACUUUCAUCAUGAUGUAUUGUACGUUUACAAGUUGGUAAAGUCUGAAAUGCUUCUGCUCAUCUCUGGACACAGCGUAAUGGUCAGGAUAACGG